This is a messenger RNA of Branchiostoma belcheri (Belcher's lancelet), 1470 nucleotides long. RefSeq names its product sphingosine 1-phosphate receptor 3-like. Bases 1 to 1470 code for a protein of 489 amino acids. Gene Ontology annotation, cellular component: membrane. The record is from RefSeq and is a predicted model, not a curated record. Gene Ontology annotation, molecular function: G protein-coupled receptor activity. The transcript has a single exon. Lineage: Eukaryota; Metazoa; Chordata; Leptocardii; Amphioxiformes; Branchiostomatidae. Gene Ontology annotation, biological process: G protein-coupled receptor signaling pathway.
AUGUUCAACAACAGCUUUCUUUUGCCUUCCGUUACCAACGAGACAUCAGAGGGAGACUUCACCAGUCAGAUUCCCUGUGUCCUGUGGCACUUACAAAACAAUUCGUCCUACGACCAAGCCCAAGUCCAGGAAGCCUGCUCCGUGUACCCGGACCUCACGAAGAUGGGGACAGGAACAACUGCCGUCUUUUGGCUGGCAGGACUUCAUAUCAUCUUUUCUAACUUGGCUGUUCUCUGGGCAAUCGUUCGAACACCAGAGCUCGGCAAACAACUCUACCUCUUCAUGGCAAACCUCGCCGUGGCAGACUUGUUGGCAGGUAUUGCGCUUCUCGUACGGUGUCAAGCUGUAGACGGAGUAGGAUUGGCCAGACUGUAUUUUAUAAUGAACGUUGGGACUUUCCUAGCAUAUAGUCAGAUGAUGUCUGCAUCAGCACUAUGUUUACUGUCUAUAGGCUGUUAUGUUGCUAUAAGACAUCCUAUAUUUUCCUACACCCAUGCUCACAGUGCCAAACGCGACGCUGGCGUGGCCAUUGUUUCUUCAUGGCUUGUUGUUUCCUUGUUUGGGUUCGCGCCCAGUAUGGGUUGGAACUGUCUAGAUAUGCCAAACUUAAAGUGCUUCAACUUAAAUCAUGGAGGGUACGGCUAUCUUGUAUUUACCACAAUCCUCUCGCUUGCCUCUGUCAUGCUGUUUACGAAUAUAAGUGUGUUCAUAGCCGUCAAAGAACGGCAAAAGAGAAGGCUUGGGCAGCCAGGGGGGCACAACGAUCCGGUACAAAACGGCGCAUCGCAAGAUCAGCCCAACGACGCAGCAGAAAGAAAAUACCAAGAAAGUGCACAGAAGGCCAGGACUGUUAUGAUCCAGGUAGUAGUGGCCUUUAUAUUUUGGCUGUUCCCCAUUAUAUUCAUCCCAGUGUGCCGUUGGGCUGGGGAGAAGUGUCCGCUUCCAACCGGGCCGUCCGGAGCGGGUCUGCUGAUGGUGUUGAACUCGGCGAUUAAUCCAGUCGCGAGCAUCAUCCGCUCACCGGACUUACGAGCGAGCCUCCGCCAAGAUGCUACGGCUGUCUAUCGGGCAGUUGUCAAUGUGGUACGCCGGGGAAACCGCGUGAACCCACAGGACGAACAAAUCCCGGCCCCAAAUCAGCCUGGCGGUGCCGGGGCGGCUUCUGGGAGGGAACGAAACAUGGCAACAAACCAGCCCGCCACAGGCCAGCCCGCCACAGGCCGGCCCGCCACAGGCCAGCCCGCCGCUACAGGCCAGCCCGCCACAGGCCAGCCCGCCGCUACAGGCCAGCCCGCCGCUACAGGCCAGCCCGCCGCUACAGGCCAGCCCGCCACAGGCCAGCCCGGCGCUACAGGCCAGCCCGGCGCUACAGGCCAGCCCGGCGCUACAGGCCAGCCCGCUACAGGCCCGAAGGUAAUUCUCUCUAUCCACGGUAUGGCAGACAGUCAUGCCAUUGUUGAGAUUGACUGA